AUGCAAACUAUCUAUCUAUCUAUCUAUCUGAGACUUUUGAUUUUGUUUCGUUUCUCUCUCAUUUCUUCUUUGAAGUGUUUGUCGGUCGCAAACAUAGCGUACAUUUUCCUCUAUCUGUACCUAGGCCACGUUUUCCUUUCUCCCCCUACUCGUUCUCUCUUUUAUUCAUCGACUUUCCUCUCUCUCUCUCUCUCUCUCUCUAUCUAUCUAUCUAUCUAUCUAUCUAUCUAUCUAUCUAUCUAUCUAUCUAUCUAUCUAUUUUUCCUCUUUCUCUAUAUCUUUCUUUCUUUCUUUCUUUCUUUCUUUCUUUCUUCCACUCUUCCUGUCGUUGUUUUAUUUUUCUCUAUUUUCUCGCCUUCUCUCUUUUCUCUCAAAACCACCUUUCCUUUUUUUUUCUCUUUGGUCUCCUUCGCUUUGACCCUUACUCUUUCUUUUUUCCUCUCUUUCUAUAUUUCUUUUUUAUCACUUCCUCUUUUUUCUGCUUCUACGACUCUUUCUUUCUUUCUUUCUUUCUUUCUUUCUUUCUUUCUUUCUUUCUUUCUUUCUUUCUUUCUAGUUCUCUUCUUUCUCGGCUUUAUCUUUUUCUUCUUACUCGAUUUAACUUUCUCCUCUACUUUCUUUUUUGCUUUUCGAUCUUUCUUUCUUUCUUUCUUUCUUUCUUUCUUUCUUUCUUUCUUUCUUUCUAGUUCUCUUCUUUCUCGGCUUUUUCUUUUUCUUCUUACUCGAUUUAACUUUCUCCUCUACUUUCUUUCUUGCUUUUCGAUCUUUCUUUCUUUCUUUCUUUCUUUCUUUCUUUCUUUCUUUCUUUCUUUCUUUUUCUUAUCUCGUUUUGUCACUAAAUUCCUCCAUUUUGUUUUGCUUUCUCUUUCGCUUGCUUUUAUUAUAUUCGUUUUUUUUUUCGUCUCUCUCGCUCCCUCUCCCUUCCUACCUCUCUCUGUCAUUCACUUAGUCACUCUUUCACUCAACCUCUGUUUCUCUCUCCUCUACUAUAUAUCUACCUAUGUAUCUAUCUAUCUCUUUCUUUGUCUCUCUUCAAUAUUUUUCUCUCUUUAUUUUCUUUGCUUCUUUCUUUCCUUAAAGAUUCUUUCUUAUCUCCAUUUCUCCCAUUUUCUUUCUUGA
Molecule: messenger RNA, 1119 nt
Organism: Acanthosepion pharaonis
Lineage: Eukaryota; Metazoa; Mollusca; Cephalopoda; Sepiida; Sepiidae
Source: the annotation of a GenBank genome assembly